Messenger RNA from Eurytemora carolleeae, 1612 nucleotides. RefSeq names its product electron transfer flavoprotein subunit alpha, mitochondrial (gene wal). Gene Ontology annotation, molecular function: flavin adenine dinucleotide binding; electron transfer activity. Gene Ontology annotation, cellular component: mitochondrion. Bases 70 to 1074 code for a protein of 334 amino acids. The transcript has 8 exons. NCBI's taxonomy places the organism in Eukaryota, Metazoa, Arthropoda, Copepoda, Calanoida, Temoridae. The record is from RefSeq and is a predicted model, not a curated record.
GAUGCAUUAUGUUAGAUAAAUCUUCAUGUGAAAUUUUUCCUAAUUCUAUGAAUAAUUUCAGAUUUAAAUAUGUUUUCUGUCUCGCACAGACUCCGACAGGUCAGCUCCCCGGCUUGUCAACUGUACAGAUGUCAGAGUACACUGAUCCUAGCAGAGCACAAUAAUGAUAAGCUGAACCCUGUCACACUCCACGCUAUAACUGCUGCUAAGCAGAUGGGUGGAGAGAUCAGCUGCCUCGUUGUCGGAUCCAAGAACUGUGCAAAUGUUGCCAAGGAGAUCUCCGAGGUGGCUGGUAUAUCUAAGGUUCUUGUCGCGGAGAAUGCCGCGUUCGAAGGUUUCCUCCCGGAGAAGGUUGCUCCUGUCCUGCUGGCCAGUCAGAACCAGUUCAAAUAUACUCAUAUUUUCGCAGGAGCUUCAGCUUUCUCCAGAUCUGUGCUGCCCCGUGUUGCCGCUAAGCUCGACGUUUCCCCUAUCUCCGACAUCAUUGGAGUCAAGGACCAGGAGACCUUUGUCAGGACAAUCUACGCAGGGAACGCCAUCAUGACCCUCAAGUCCAAGGAUCCUGUAAAAAUUGUUACUGUCCGAUCUACUGCCUUUGAGGCUGCCAGUACCAGCGGUGGCUCAGGUACAAUUGAGGAUACAGCUACUCCUGCUGACCUUCCCAGCGUGUCGGAGUAUGUAGGUCAAUGUUUGACCAAGAGCGACAGACCUGACUUGGCCAGUGCUAAGGUUGUAAUAAGUGGAGGAAGAGGAAUGAAGACUGGAGAUAAUUUCAAGAUGUUGUACGAUCUUGCUGACAAGCUAGGAGCUGCUGUCGGAGCUUCAAGAGCUGCAGUUGAUGCAGGUAUGGUUCCCAACGAUAUGCAGAUCGGUCAAACUGGAAAAAUUAUUGCCCCUGAGCUUUAUAUUGCUGUUGGUAUAUCUGGAGCUAUCCAGCAUCUAGCAGGGAUGAAGGACAGCAAGGUUAUUGUUGCCGUCAACAAGGACGCAGAGGCACCAAUCUUCCAGGUUGCAGACUAUGGCCUUGUAGCGGAUCUGUUCAAAGCUGUUCCAGAGAUGACAGAGAAAAUUUAAAAUUAUCGUUUAAUUUAAAAUAUUUAAAAUUGGAGAAUGGACUUAUAUAAAAUAAAAAACAAAAUGUUAUUAAAAAUAUAUGUGAUACAUAGUCAACUUAAAAUGAUGUGGAAACCUAAAUGUUCAAACCGAAGCAAUGCAAAGGAUUUUUUCUUGUUAAAAUCUGGCUUAAGCGUGUUGUAAUAAUUGGUCAAGCUCUGACGUAAGAAGUGCUACCUAUGCGGUCAAUACGUUCUCUGGACUGGUCCGGCCGGUACAGAACUGAACCGUGGCAGAACCUUGAACCAGUCUUGAUAUGCUCAUUUUGUGACUGCCAGUAGACAGAGCAAAUGUGAAUGGUUAACACGAAAGAAAGAUUUGUAAACCUACUUUACUUAUUUGUUUUAAAUCAUCAAAUCCACUUAAUAAUUGAAGACUAUCGUCUAACGACCUCUGAGUUCCUGUAGUAAAUAGAUUUUUUAGUUUUGGGAACAAAUGUAAAACAUACAAGUUGCAACAUCCCUGAUAAACCAAACCAAAUAAUAUCACGUAAUUUUAG